CAUACAUUCCUAAAUCUCUCCAAAAUUUUCUAUCUUUUCUUUCGGUUCGAAAACAAAAUGAAAACUACCCUUCAAGAAUAUAUGUUGGAAUUUCAAAUGUCAUUGGCUCUAGUACGAGCUAGAUAUUUGGGUCAUCCUUCAAGGCAUUUUCACAAAUCUUCUUCAGAUGAUGGAUCUCAAUCGAUUGAGAAAUAUAAUGAGAAAGAUUGGAUCUUGAAUAGACUCAACAAAAAUGGGAAAAGAACAGACAGUAUCAUUUAUGAACUCCGAGAACAUGAGAAAUUAGGAGCCAAGAUAUCAGAAACAGUAAAGGGAAAGCUGAGUUUAGGAGGAAGAAUUUUGAGAGUUGGUGGGCUAAGGAAAAUGUACAAGAAACUAUUUUCAAUGAGUGAAGGAGAGAAGGUUUUGAAGGCUUCACAAUGCUAUUUAUCAACAACAAAUGGGCCUUUGGCUGGCCUUCUCUUUAUUUCCACUCAUAACAUUGCUUUUUGCAGUGAUAAAUCCAUCAAACUUGAUGAUUAUGUUACAUUUCACUAUAAGGUUGUGAUUCCAAAGGAGAAGGUGAUGAGAGUAAAUGAAAGUGAGAAUGUUAAGAAAGCUUCAGAAAAGUACAUACAAAUAGUGACAAUGGACAAUUUUGAGUUUUGGUUGAAGGGAUUUUUAAAUUAUCAAUCUACUUUCAAUUAUCUUGAUCAGGUAGUAGAGAGAAGACUUUGAGUUUCUUUCUUUUUUUCUUUUUAAUUUUUAAUCAUGGUUGAAGUAUAAAACAGAGGGAUUAAUUUGUACAAAUUAUUAUUAAUUCAAUC
Molecule: messenger RNA, 806 nt
Organism: Benincasa hispida (wax gourd)
Lineage: Eukaryota; Viridiplantae; Streptophyta; Magnoliopsida; Cucurbitales; Cucurbitaceae
Product: GEM-like protein 4
Source: RefSeq, a predicted model, not a curated record